This is a messenger RNA of Echinococcus granulosus, 876 nucleotides long. Its product is annotated as Galactosylgalactosylxylosylprotein 3-beta-glucuronosyltransferase. Gene Ontology annotation, molecular function: galactosylgalactosylxylosylprotein 3-beta-glucuronosyltransferase activity. NCBI's taxonomy places the organism in Eukaryota, Metazoa, Platyhelminthes, Cestoda, Cyclophyllidea, Taeniidae. The record is from RefSeq and is a predicted model, not a curated record. Bases 1 to 876 code for a protein of 291 amino acids. Gene Ontology annotation, cellular component: Golgi membrane. The transcript has 5 exons. Gene Ontology annotation, biological process: carbohydrate metabolic process; chondroitin sulfate proteoglycan biosynthetic process.
AUGGUUUCUUUGCGAAAUUCUAGUGACUCUCCCGUGCCAACAAUCUACAUUCUUACUGCAACACACUAUCGUUUAGUUCAAUUUGCUGAACUAACACGUAUGUGUCAGACACUUUUGCACAUUAAAAAUGUUCAUUGGGUUGUUAUAGAGGACGCUGCUGCUCCUUCAGCGAGACUUGAAAACUUCCUCAACAGAUGCGGGGUGUCCUUUACCUUGCUUGCUACGAAGACACCUUCUGAGCAGGUCCUCCCUCCCGGCCAACCGCGGUGGCGGUAUGCCCGCGGUGUUGUUCAGCGCAAUCGUGGGCUACAGUGGCUUCGUGAAAACUUCAAACUGGGUCAAAAUGAGGGCGUGGUCUACAUGGCUGAUGACGACAAUACCUAUUCCCUUCGUCUUUUUGAUGAGAUCCGCACAACGAAACGGGCUUCCACGUGGCCCGUAGCUUUCGUCGGUAGACUAAUCUGGGAGGGCUGUGUCACAAAGCCGGGUCAUCCCGAUAUUAUCUAUCGCAUGCAGACCAUCUUCAAGCCCUGGCGCGAAUUCCCCAUCGAUAUGGCUGGAUUCGCCGUCAAUCUUCAGCUGAUUCUCUCGCAUCCCGAUGCAAAAUUUGUCGCUGACCCCAAGCUCUACGGUAUGCUGGAAACGGAUUUUUUGAAAAAGCUAGGUCUCCGAAAUUUCACUGAUCUUGAGCCCAAAGCUGAUGGCUGCAAACGCAUUCUUGUGUGGCACACGCAAACAAAGGACCCGGAUAUCGUUGCCUUGGACAAUAUGAAAACCGGUUUUCAACCCACUAUGCUACCCGGCGAGUUUUUCGAAAUGACUAUCCCACCAGCGAUCAUGGUGAUCUAUUCUCAAUUGAAUCCCUGUGGUACAUGA